This is a messenger RNA of Abrus precatorius (Indian licorice), 2418 nucleotides long. Its product is annotated as L-cysteine desulfhydrase-like. The transcript is spliced from 2 exons. The coding region runs from base 72 to 1481 and encodes 469 amino acids. The record is from RefSeq and is a predicted model, not a curated record. Lineage: Eukaryota; Viridiplantae; Streptophyta; Magnoliopsida; Fabales; Fabaceae.
ACGACACUCUCACCGUUCUUCUAACAUGCCAUCGCCAACCACUGAACCCUAGACACCACAAAUUCCCACGAAUGAUCACGUUUCCACAAAACCCUAACAUUCCACCCCAUCCGAACCCAACCAUGGACAACGACGACCCUCGAAACGGCACCGUCGAGGACAACGACCACGACCACCGGGCCGCGAAGAAACCGAAGCUCACGCGCCCUAUUUCCGAACCUGAGAUUCGCCAGGAAUUUUCCCAUCACCAACCUGGCAUAGCUAGAAUCAACAACGGCAGCUUCGGAAGCUGUCCACGCUCCGUCCUCACCGCUCAGAACGCCUGGCAGCUCCGCUUCCUCCAGCAACCUGAUGAUUUCUUCUUCAACACGCUCCGAAAGGGAAUUCUCGACUCACGCGCCGUCGUCAAAGACAUCAUCAAUGCCGACCACGUCGAUGACGUCUCGCUCGUCGACAACGCCACCACGGCUGCCGCCAUCGUUCUCCAGCAGAUCGGUCGGCGUUUUGCCGGCGGCAACUUCAAGAAAAACGAUACUGUCAUAAUGUUCCAUUGCGCCUACCAAGCCGUCAAAAAAUCCAUCGAAGCCUACGUCACUCCGGUCGGCGGCUCCGUCGUGGAAGUUCAGCUACCGUUUCCGGUUCGCUCCGACGAAGAAAUCAUAGCAGAGUUCAAGAAAGGACUCGAGCGAGGUAAACUUAACGGGGGAAGAGUUAGGUUAGCGAUGAUCGAUCACAUAACAUCGAUGCCUUCUGUUGUUCUCCCCGUUCGCGAAUUGAUCAGAGUUUGCAGAGAGGAAGGAGUGGACCAGGUUUUCGUCGACGGAGCUCACGCCAUUGGAAGCUUGCGCGUCGAUGUUAAGGAAAUUGGGGCUGAUUUUUACGUCAGCAACUUGUACAAGUGGUUCUUUUCUCCGCCUUCGGUGGCGUUUUUGUACAGUAAGAACUCGAACGACGUGCACCAUCCGGUCGUUUCGCAUGAAUACGGGAAGGGGUUACCGGUUGAGAGUGCGUGGGUUGGGAUGCGAGACUAUAGUCCCCAGCUUGUGGUGCCAUCGAUUUUGGAGUUCGUGGAUCGGUUUGAAGGUGGGAUUGAGGGUAUUAUGAAGAGGAACCAUGAUGGGGUUGUUAAAAUGGGGAACAUGUUGGCAGAGUCUUGGGGAACGAUUCUAGGGUCGCCUCCUGGAAUGUGUGCUAGCAUGAUUAUGGUGGGGUUACCUUCUACACUCUGUGUGAUGAGUGAUGAUGAUGCCUUGAGGUUAAGGUCAUACCUCAGGGUCUAUCAUGGUAUUGAAGUUCCUAUAUAUUACCAGGCUUUGAGGAUUUGUGACAGGGAUCCCAGGGACAAGGAUGGGUUUAUAACUGGUUAUGUCCGCAUAUCUCAUCAAAUUUAUAACACUGUUGACGACUAUCAUAGGCUUAAGAAUGCAAUUAAUCAGCUUUUGGAAGACGGAAAAAUUUGCAGUGAGCUUCCAAAGGAGUGAUUUCAAAUAAGAAGAUAAAGAAAGCGGUAAUGGAAAAUGUUAAGAGCCCUCAUGGAAGAACCUAUACAAGGUUAAAUAUGUUUGCUGGGUUGCGUAAUUAUUGUAGAAUAAAGGGGAUCUUCUGCAUGCCACUACAGAGCUCAGUAGGGAUUCUGACAGUUACAUAUUGAAAUUAAGCAAGCUGAUAUUUGCGAGGCGUUUUUUUUCUAGUUCUGGUUUUUGGGGCCGUGAGAAGAUGUAUAUCAGCAGCAUUCUUUAGUUCUUGACUAAGUUUCAUUCAUGAGCUAAUUGCCUCUCAAUCCUUGGCUACUGGUUUGUAUGUAUAGGUUUGCUUCUUGGUAAUUGGGGCAAAGCAUGUUUGAAUCCUGCCUUGACACUAAAAACCAAAACUGGAUAACUCUUCUAUACGAUGGACUAAGGCACGGUAGUAGCCAUUUUGUUUACUGAUCAACGUAGUGAAUUCAGAAAUGAGUAUUGCAAAUAUAUGUUACUGCAUGUAAAAUUAAAUUAUGCCUUUUGAUGUUGUAGUGUAUUUUAUAACUCGUUAACCUAUAAUCCCUAGAGAUGGCAGCGGCUGUAUUUAGCUUACACCAUCUUUCAGCUGGGGGUAGCAAUACCUGAGCGGAACAAAUAUUUUCAGCAUCAGAUCUUAACUAAUGGCUACUAUCUACAAAGCCUUAUUACUAACAGUCUGGUUGGAAGCGUAUAAGUUGGAUUUGGAGCAAUUAGAUUUAUGAAAAGUUGGUUGACUUCUCUUGUGUAACAACAAUUUAACCUUGUGAGACAAUGCAAGCAUUAAUCGCAAAGAACACGCGCACGCUUCUUACAUCUUUGUGAGGCAUUGGUAUUCUUGAAAGGAACACAUUCUACUGGUUAGUGCGUCUUUAAUUUUCCAAUGAAAUAAGUUAUUAUGCAUCCUCCCAAUUGUCAUUUAAAU